This is a messenger RNA of Solanum pennellii, 676 nucleotides long. Its product is annotated as thionin-like protein 2. Lineage: Eukaryota; Viridiplantae; Streptophyta; Magnoliopsida; Solanales; Solanaceae. The coding region runs from base 109 to 492 and encodes 127 amino acids. The record is from RefSeq and is a predicted model, not a curated record. The transcript is spliced from 2 exons.
UCAAUCUUUUACUACUAUUACUACUACUAUAUAUGCCACUUGUGAAUACUGGCUAUUACAGUUGUAUAAUUUUUCCAUAGGCUAAGAAAUUUUGUUGUUAAAGGAAAAAUGAAAUUAUGGGCUUUUGUUUUUGUGUUAAUGGCAUUUGGGAUGUUUAUAGGGCAGUCCAGUGCCUCUGUUUCUACUUUUAGGGAUUGCUAUUCGAAAUGCUUUAUAUUCUGCUUAAUUGAACCUUCUCAAAAUCUUUGUACUUGUACUUCUAGAUGCUUAAAAGAAUGCAUUUUUAGUUCUGAUCCAGGUAAUAGUUCCUCUAUUAUUCCCACUUCACACAAUGAUGUUGCAGACAGUAAGAAUCUUAACUUCUGCAAGCUUGGUUGUGCUUUCUCUACAUGUUCUGGUCUCAGCACAAAACAUCAACCUAAUGGUGGAAAAAUGGACGAUUGUGUUGGAUCCUGCUCAAGAAUGUGCACCAAAAACUACACAAUUCCAUAGAAAUGACACUAUUACAGUCUCUAAUAUUUUAUUGUACUUCAUUGUUUUUAGCUUCUUUUUUUCUUUUUUCUUUUUUUUUUCCGUUGGUGUGUGUGUGCUAAUCCCCAUUUUUUUGAAUUUCGUUUUCUUAUGUUGUUUUCAAGUUUGAAGAUGGAAAAGUAAUUCACGAGAGUGUGUUUCUGAA